GGUCAUGCGGCCAGGCCAACUCAGGAGGAGGCCACGCCUCGCCCCCAGCUCACGGAGUGGCGUCACUUCCGGCGUGUGCGUCUGGCGCCCGCUCGCCGUGGGAUGGCGGCUCUGAGGAGCUGGCUGUCGCGGAGCGUAAUUUCCCUUUUCAGGUACAGACAGUGUGUUCCUGUUGUGGCUGACUUUAAAAAGCGCUGUUUCUCAGAAUUGAUAAGACCAUGGCACAAAACUUUGGCAGUUGGAUUUGGUGUAACCCUGUGUGCAAUUCCUAUCGCACAGAAAUCAGAGCCUCAUUCUCUUAGUAACGAUGCCCUGAUGAGGAGGGCUGUGUCUUUGGUGACAGAUAGCACCUCUACCUUUCUCUCUCAGACCACAUAUGCAUUGAUUGAAGCAGUCACUGAAUACACUAAGGCUGUUUAUGCCUUAAUUUCUUUGUACCGACAAUAUACAAGUUUACUUGGGAAAAUGAAUUCACAGGAGGAAGAUGAAGUAUGGCAGGUGAUCAUUGGAGCCAGAGUUGAGAUGACCUCAAAACAACAAGAAUACUUGAAGCUGGAAACCACCUGGAUGACUGCAGUUGGUCUUUCAGAGAUGGCAGCAGAAGCUGCAUACCAGACUGGAGCAGAUCAGGCCUCUAUAACUGCCAGGAACCACAUCCAGCUGGUGAAAUCGCAGGUGCAGGAGGUGCGCCAGCUCUCCCAGAAAGCAGAAACCAAGUUGGCAGAAGCACAGACAGAAGAACUCCGUCAGAAAGCAAAGGAAGAAGGGAACGAGAGGGCUGAGCCAGAGCAGGAGGCCUACCUGCGUGAAGAUUGAGGGUCUGAGCUGCUGCCCCCAUCUGCCCACUCAGUCUGGGGAAGCAAGGGCAGAUGCCAUCUGGGCCAGAGUCAUCACAGCCUUCUCUACACAGAGGAGGCGGCAUGUCCUGCCCGGUCUAUCAGCCCAGAAGCCUUUGUGAGCCGUGAGCACUUGUCCCCUUUGCCCAUGGUCUCAGGCUCCUGGCCCUGUAGAAGCCCGCACCCAGGAGCCCCACACCCUGCUUAUUAACACCUCACCUGCUCAGCACAGCCACCCUCUCACCCUCCAGUCUUUAUGUUUCCCACACAGAGCGUCUCAUUAGCCUGGCCAGAGAGAGGUGUCCUUCUGCCAUGCCCACAAGUUCAUUAGCUGUUAAACCUGUUUCCAAUCUUACAUUUUCAGAUAUGAUUUAGUAUUUGCUUCCUUCACAAGGAUGUGCAUUUUGGGGGAAAUGGGGAGCCUGUCCUGUUUCUAAGAAUUAUUUUUUUAGGUUUCUGAUCUGGCCAAAAGCCCAUUAUUGAGCUGAAUGCAGUGUAUGUACCUGGUGCUCUUAACAGGACAUAUUCCAACACAUGUUUCUCGUUUCCUUAUUUCAAAUUUCUCUGCUGUAUCUGAAAUAAUAAUAAUUUUUUUGUAUUAAAAAAAAAUGUGACGGUCUUCCGGGGAAAUGGCGGCUCCCUCCCGUGCCCCGGAGUCCCCGCCGGCUGUGAAUCCCGCGCUAGCGGCUAGGGCUGCCGAGGAAGCCGAGUGCCCGCCACCUCGCCAGCCGCAGCCCCAGCGCAAUGUCCUCGCUGCCCCACGGCUUCGAGCCCCAAACUCCCGAGGACUUGGGGCCGCAGAGUUUGGCAGAGCUGCAGGAGAUGUUGAAGUGCCAGGAGAGACUUUUGCACAACAAAAAAUUCAUUUGCAAAUUGCCCGAUAAAGGUAAAAAGGUCUUAGGCUCUGUUGUCAAACUGAAAGCUGUCAUCACAGAACGUGAAGAAGCUAGAGUAAAAAGUGAACUGUUUCAUCCUGUUAGUAUAGACUGUAAGCUAAGGCAAAAAGCAAUUGCAGUUAUUGAUGUGGACACGGAUAAGGCCCAGAAUUCUGACCAGAUACUUGAUACUUCAUCACUAGUUCCCAGCUGUUCCUCCAUAGAUACCGUCGUUAUGUAAAGCAACUUCGCAACAACAGGGACUUGUACAUCCUAUUCACAAAGGUGAUGAAGAGGCUCCAGACAUUGAGUACACAGUGAACAAGUGUCCAGCUUCCAGCAGCAGAACCAGUGCGCCUUCCUCAUCUGAAGCCAGUGAGCGUCUCCCUCAGCAUCGUGUUUCAGGUCAAGCAGAAGAUAAUUCUAGCAGCUCUGACCACCUGUUUAUUGAUAGGUCACAAAGGAUCACAGUUGCGGACCCAGAUGAGCACCACUCACAAGAAAAUACUGGUGCUGAGAAUGAGAUAGGCUUUGGUAGUGGGACACAGAAGAAACCUCAUUACAUGGAAGUGCUAGAAAUUUGAGCCCAAAACCCUGUGCCCCCACCACAUAAAUUUAAAACCAACGCAUUACCUUCACAACAAAAGGAUUCAUUCAGUCAUUGGCAGAGGGGAGGGUCCCCCAUUUCCUCAGCAGAAAGACGGCACAGGGAUAAGAAGCAUCUUGAUGACAUAACAGCAGCUCGGCUUCUGCUGCUUCACCAUCUGCCUUCACAGCUCCUCUCCAUAGAAGACUCUUUGGCACUUCAGAAACAGCAGAAACAGAAUUAUGAGGAGAUGGAAGCCAAGCUCGAAGCACAAAAAUUAGCAGAAAGACUGAAUAUUAAAAUGCAGAGCUAUGCUCCAGAAGGGGAGACUUGGAGGAAGUACUGAGAAGUAAGGGAUGAAGAUGAUCCGUCCUCUGACGAUGAAUUCUGAAGUGGGCUUUGGGAUAAGCUCCUGCAUCUGUGCCUGUUGAGAUGUCAUUAUCUUACAUCAGACUUGCUAACAAGUAUCAAGAUCAGUGUCAGACAUUGAGGGAAAGAAUUUAUAAAGUUAUAAAAAAAAGGUAGCUAUAAAAGUAGCCCAGUUUAUCUUUCAGAAGAUAACUCUGUGCUUGAAAAGUUUCAUAUUUGAAUAUUGUUUAGUCACAUUGUAUUAAAAUUUCGCAGUA
Molecule: messenger RNA, 2923 nt
Organism: Manis pentadactyla (Chinese pangolin)
Lineage: Eukaryota; Metazoa; Chordata; Mammalia; Pholidota; Manidae
Gene: DIABLO
Product: diablo IAP-binding mitochondrial protein
Exons: 6
Coding region: 103-816 (237 amino acids)
Biological process (GO): neuron apoptotic process; intrinsic apoptotic signaling pathway in response to oxidative stress
Cellular component (GO): mitochondrion
Source: RefSeq, a predicted model, not a curated record